CAUUUUUCUCAUUCAGGCAUAUCGCAAACACCUUUCCAUCAAUUCCUUUCCUUUUAGACACCAACAUGGCCAGACCACAACAGCGAUAUCGAGGCGUCCGCCAAAGGCAUUGGGGCUCUUGGGUCUCCGAGAUUCGCCACCCUCUACUGAAGACAAGAAUUUGGCUAGGAACAUUUGAAACGGCGGAAGACGCGGCACGGGCGUAUGACGAAGCGGCAAGGCUAAUGUGCGGCCCAAGAGCGCGGACCAACUUCCCUUACAACCCAAAUGCGCCGCAGUCGUCGUCGUCGAAGCUUCUCUCAGCCACUUUGACGGCUAAACUGCAUAGGUGCUACAUGGCUUCACUGCAAAUGACAAAACCGUCGCUGCAACUGCAAGAGCCUCAAAACGCGCCAUUGCCGCGCGCUAACUCAACCGGCUGCACUGCCGGGAAAGCCGCUGAAAUGGGUGGCCGAUCGCCGGACAAGACGCUGGUGAAUGAGCAAGAAACGGAGGCCAAUUGGGUUGUCAAGAAAGUUCAAGUGGAAAGCAGCCAGCAGUUCAAGCCUCUUGAAGAUGAUCACAUUGAGCAGAUGAUUCAAGAGUUAAUUCAUUAUGGGUCUAUCGAGCUUUGCUCUGUUUUCCCACCUCAGGCUCUGUAACUUCCUCCUCAGUCUCAGCCUCUAUUGCUCUGCUGCCAAUGCCACUCUUUCUGAUAUUUAACCCAUUUUUCUCAGCACUUUUUAGACCGCCACUCUCUCAUUUAGAUCCUCUCUAGGUCCUAGAACUAGCUUCUAAGUGACCCAAUUGAAGAUGCUGCUACUGCUAUUUGUACAGUCAAUUGUGUUGUAAUGUAUGACAUUAGUCUAUGCUUUUGAUGUCUUUGUUUC
Messenger RNA from Corylus avellana, 869 nucleotides. Its product is annotated as ethylene-responsive transcription factor ERF003-like. Gene Ontology annotation, biological process: regulation of DNA-templated transcription. The record is from RefSeq and is a predicted model, not a curated record. Gene Ontology annotation, molecular function: DNA-binding transcription factor activity; DNA binding. NCBI's taxonomy places the organism in Eukaryota, Viridiplantae, Streptophyta, Magnoliopsida, Fagales, Betulaceae.